UUUUCUUCCCCUUAUCAUUUCCCAUUUCCCAUAUAUAAUAUGCAAUUCUUUCAAAAUUAAAAGCCUAUUUCCAAAGACAAAAACUGAAGGAAUGAGUGGUGGCGCCGGCAGAUCGAUGGUGGUGACGGAACUAGAUAGAAAGUCGAGAAAGUGGAGUGAAAUAAUAGACGAAAUAGUGAGAAUAGAGAAGAAGGUAUUCCCAGAACACGAAUCGCUUUCUCGAUCUCUUGAUGAUGAAUUAAAGAAAAACAACAGCGGUUUGUUAUACGUAGAAAUUGAAGCUGAAAUUGUCGGCUAUCUUAUGUAUUCAUCUCCCUCUUCACUUUCUACUCUCAUCACUGAACUCGCUGUGAAGGAGAAGUUUAGGAGACAAGGGCAUGGAGAGGCAUUGUUGAAAGCAGCCAUAGAAAAAAUCAGAAGUAAACGCACAAGACGCAUAUCACUGCAUGUGGAUCCUUUAAAAAUUUCAGCAAUGCAUCUAUACAAGAAACUUGGUUUUCAAAUCGACACUCUGGUAAAGAGUUAUUAUUCUUUAGAUCGUGAUGCAUAUAGAAUGUACAUCGACUUUGAUGAAGAGUAGCUAGAAUGAGCUGAAAAUAUUAAUAUUGUCAAGGCCUCAUUAAAGCUUUAUAGUUACAGAUUCUCCGCUUUCCCCAUGAGAUAUUACAAGGAUGUGUCCAGUUUCUAGGCCAGCUUUUGGCUGAUUGCAUAAAGUGGGUUUAUUCCAUGUGUGCCCCUUCUUUUAGGAUCGUAGUAUUAAGUGUUGGUGUAUUGGCAUUUGGUCCUCAGUUCCAUUGGGUUCAUAACAAACCUCACUCCUCCAAAGCUGGCAAACUUUCUACCUUCAAUGGAGAGGGUCAUAGCUCCUAGUCUCAAGAUUGAACAUUAGUACUUGAUUGUAUUAGCUGUGAUUAUGCAUUUAAAGUUUCUGUUCACUUAAUUGUGUAAACUAGUUAUUGAUUCGUUGACUGCUUUUGUGAUUAGCAACACGGUAUCUGCAAUGCCGUUUCUAAUGAUAAUCACAAUUAUAUCUGGGACAAUUUGUUAUUUCA
Molecule: messenger RNA, 1052 nt
Organism: Erigeron canadensis
Lineage: Eukaryota; Viridiplantae; Streptophyta; Magnoliopsida; Asterales; Asteraceae
Exons: 2
Coding region: 92-580 (162 amino acids)
Molecular function (GO): acyltransferase activity, transferring groups other than amino-acyl groups
Source: RefSeq, a predicted model, not a curated record